Molecule: messenger RNA, 2703 nt
Organism: Scheffersomyces amazonensis
Lineage: Eukaryota; Fungi; Ascomycota; Pichiomycetes; Serinales; Debaryomycetaceae
Exons: 1
Coding region: 32-2653 (873 amino acids)
Cellular component (GO): HULC complex; nucleus
Molecular function (GO): ubiquitin protein ligase activity
Source: RefSeq, a predicted model, not a curated record
AUCUGCUUAACAAAACAUAUAUAUCAAAAGUAUGAGUAGUCGUGCGUCAUCUCCCAUGAGGGCUCAGGUUCAGUCAGGUGCCAAUGUUUCCAACAUCAAUCUUGACGAAUCAUUCUCUCCCGUAAAGUUACCGGUAAAGACUCCCAUCAAGGACUCGAACUUAGGACCAGAUAUCAGUCAUCAUAAAACUCCAGAAGUUAUAGUUAAACAUCCUCAUGGAUUAACUGCCAAAUAUGAAGCAAGAGGAAGUGGAAGUGGAAGUGGAAGUGGAACUGAACGUAAAUCUUUAGUACAAACCCCACUAAUUCCUCAACCCCAAUUUCAAUAUCAAAAUCAAAUUCAAAUUCAAAAAUUAACUAAUUCAGCAAAACAACUUAGUCGUGAAUCAACAAAAUUAUCACCAAUGUUACCUCCACUGUUACCAUUUACAUCUCCAAGACAUUCUAGUCAAAAAUAUAUUGAUAUAGAAAGUAUAAAGAAAUCCAAAACAAGAUUAGAUUCUAAAUUAAAUAAUAUUUUAUUAAAGAAGAAUCAAAAACAAUCAAGUCCUCAUGAUGAUACUGAUGAUAGUGGUAAAGAAAAUAGAAAUCCUCUUGAUAGUUCUCCUGUUCCUAAAGUUGUAUCUACUUCAAUCAUUGAAGAUUCAGUAAGUUCUCCUUUAAAGCGUACUAUUAGUGAUACUAAUCAAGAAGAUCAAGGAUCCGCUAGAAAACUUGUUAAAGUAAAUGAAAAUGAACAAGCACCAGAAGAAGAUGAUCAUCUGAUUCAAAUUGAUGAAGUAUUCUAUAAAGAAGAUUUAGUAGGUAAAUUAAGUAAAUCAUCUCCAACUAUUAAUAAUCAUAAUCACAAUAAAUCUUUAAAUCCAGUUAUAAUUGAUAAUGAUAGUGAUAGUGAUCCUGAUGAUUUUGGUAGAAUUGAAAAUACUAUAAGUCAAACCAUUAUACCAAAUACUAUUGGAUUAAAUCAUAAUAAUAUUACUCAAACUCAAUUAGGUAAAAUCAUUAGACUGGAAGAUAUGGCCAUGGCCAAAGAUUAUAUAACUCCUCAAAGAUAUACUGAGCCAAUAGCUAAAAGUCCAACUACUAAUUUACAUGUUAGAGUAAAUGAAUUAGAAAAUGUAUCAGAAAAAGAUGAUGAAGAUGAUACAUCAUCUAAAUCAGAAUUAAGAGAUAGAGAUAGAGAUGUAGAUAUAACUAGUCCAUUAAAAUAUCAUACAGCCAAGACUAAUGUUGAAAAAUAUUUAGAUAAUGAAGAUGAAAUAUUUGAAAAUAAAUUAGAAAAUGAACCAACAAUCAAUUUUCUUAUGUCACCAAGUUCUAAACCAGUAUUUUCACUUGAUCAUAUAAGUAAAAUUCAAAAGGAUCAUGAAAAAAGAUGUAAUGAAUUUAUAUCUCAACUUUGUAAUAAAGAUGAAAGAAUUUUAACUAUAACUAAAGAAUUAAAUGAAUUACAAGAUUGUUUAAUAAAGUAUGAGAAAGAAAUUCGAGAUUUAAAAGAAUCUAAAAUCAAAUUAAGAAGUAAUGAAGAAAUUCUUUCAAUUCAAUUAAAACAUAAUGAACGAGAAUUAGCUUCAUUAACUAAAAGUUUUAAAAUUAAAGAAAAUACUGUUAAUGGAUUCAAAUCUAAAUUAAAUAAUAUUAAAUCUAAGAAGGAUCAAUUAAAUGAAAAGAAUAAUCAACAAUUAAUUGAAAUUAAUAAUUUAAAUCAUCAAAUAUCUGAAGCUACUAAUUUAAAUAUUGAUAAUACUAUUAAAAUUGAAACAUUAUUAAAGGAAAAGGAAGAUUUAUUAAAUGAAGUAGAAACUUAUAAAACUCAAAAUAUUCAAUUAAGUUCUGAACUUGAGAAAUUACAAUCUCAACAAAAGGAUUUAUAUAAUAAAUUAGAAGAAUUAAAGACAAGUAAUACAGAAUUAGCCAAUGCAAAUUCUGAAAAUGAAAGUUUAAUUAAAGAAUUUGAAUCGGUUGCUAAUUCUAAGAUUACUGAAUUAGAAACCACCAUUGCUAAUAUUAAUAAAGAGAAAGAAGAAAUUUAUAAGACAUUAGAAAAAGCUGAAGAAUAUGAAAUUGAAAUUAAAGAUUUAAAGACGGAAAUAAAUGAAGUUAAUGAAACUAAUCAUAAUAUAACCAAUAAAUUAGAUGAUUUAAUUAAUAGUAAUGAUAAAUUACAAGAAGAAAUUAAUGAAUCUAAUAAAAUCAUUAAAGAAAAGGAAGAAAUUAUUAAUGAAGAUAUUAGUAAAAUGACGGAAUUAGUUGAAGCAGUACAAAAGAAGGAAGAAGAAUAUAAUGAACGAGUUAAAGAAUUACAAGAUCAAAUUAAUCAAUUAAGUUCAGAAAAGCAACAAGCUUUAGAACAAGUUGAAAAUACAAAAAUAGAAGCUGAUAAUGAAGUUAAGAGAUUAGCUCAAUAUUUACAUCAUGAAUAUGCUGAAAAGCAUGCUAAAAAGCUUGGAGAUGUUAAAUUACAUUAUGAAAAGGAGAAGGAUAGUCUUACUCGAGAUAAACGGUAUGCCGAAAGAGAAGUUGAAUUAUUAAAGAGAAAGCUUAAUAAUUCACUUCAAGAGAUUCGACAAUUAACUGAUUUUAUUGAUGUAAAUAAAUUACAGUAUCAUGGGCGGGUAAGUCCUAAGAAGAGUUCGAGAUCGAGACAUCAGUAGAGUAGAAAGUAGUUAGUUAAUUACAGAGUAGAGUAAUAAAUAGUGUAAGU